UUCUCGAAAGGUCAUCGUCAGUACUAAUAUCGCGGAGACCUCCGUUACCAUUCCUGGCAUUCGCUAUGUCAUUGACUGCGGCUAUGGAAAGUGUCCCAACUGGGAUCCGGUGACAGGACUGGAGUCUCUGCAGAUUCGCCGCAUUUCCAAGUCCCAGGCCUGGCAGCGGGCCGGUCGUGCUGGGCGAGA
Molecule: messenger RNA, 189 nt
Organism: Dibothriocephalus latus
Lineage: Eukaryota; Metazoa; Platyhelminthes; Cestoda; Diphyllobothriidea; Diphyllobothriidae
Source: the annotation of a GenBank genome assembly